Molecule: messenger RNA, 972 nt
Organism: Camponotus floridanus (Florida carpenter ant)
Lineage: Eukaryota; Metazoa; Arthropoda; Insecta; Hymenoptera; Formicidae
Product: farnesol dehydrogenase-like
Exons: 6
Coding region: 175-867 (230 amino acids)
Source: RefSeq, a predicted model, not a curated record
GUAUGAGGGCAUCAAUAACAGUUCGCAGUUUGCCAGUUUCCUGUCGACCCUUAAUGUGAUUACCUGUCACGUACUUACUUAAGAUAGUGAUUGUUCGAAUUCACGUUUUCUGCAGUGAAUUUCAUAAAUUAGUUCGCCGAUAGUUGAGAAUAAAAGAUAUAUAGACAGGCAAUUAUGAGUCGCUGGGCAAAUAAAACCGCAAUCGUUAUCGGCGCUGGAUCCGAUCUUGGUCAAGCAAUUACAUUUGCUCUUUUGAAAGAUGGAAUACAUGUAACUGCUACACAUAUCAAGGAGGAAAAAAUGGAUGAACUUAAAACGACAUACGAAAAUAUGGAUAAAAAAGAUACACUUAUGGGUAAAUUAGAACUUAAAUAUAAUAUAAAUGAUAUCGAAGAAUCAUUCAAGAAGGAUGUGGAUAUUCUGGUCAAUAAUCUCAAUAUUUUUAGUAUGGGAUUGUCGUUAUAUGAUCAGUUUAUAAAUGAUGCGAUAGAGUCUAUGCGCAGGCGACAAGUAGAAGGGCACAUUUUCAAUAUCAACAGUGCUUACGGCCAUUUCCUUCCGAAAAAAUCUCUGAAUGAUUUGGGUCAAGAAAGUACAUGUCUUUUUAAUCAGUAUGUCGCUGCUGAGCACGCAAAUGUUGCUUUGACUCAUAUGGUACGACUUCGAGUAGAGGGCGUUAAACCUCCUAUUCGAGUUACGAGCAUUAGUCCUAGUUGUCUGAGAACGGAUAUAUCUUUGGAGUUGCCAUUGUUAUAUGAUUUCAUGGGGCCGGAGGAUGUAGCGGAUACGAUUAUUUAUGCUCUUACACUAAAACCGGAAAUUGAGAUUACGGAACUCAUUAUUCAAUCUACCGGGACACUUCCAUGAAAAAUAUUUUUAGCAAUAUGUCCACCUCUCUUAGCACCUCACUUAAUAUAGUAUAAGGAGAUUUUUAUUUAAAAUAAGUUUAUAUUGCUUUGUAUUAUUUUGCAU